Molecule: messenger RNA, 228 nt
Organism: Drechmeria coniospora
Lineage: Eukaryota; Fungi; Ascomycota; Sordariomycetes; Hypocreales; Ophiocordycipitaceae
Exons: 1
Coding region: 1-228 (75 amino acids)
Source: RefSeq, a predicted model, not a curated record
AUGACGGCCACGGGCCCUCCCACGACAGACAAAAGGACGCAAUCGGAGGACGAGCGGUCCGGACUUGGGUCGCGAGCCGCGGAAUCUUUCCUCCGGGGCAGCUCGCGCCGAUGCCUCGGAGCUCGCGGUACGGAUGCCAUGGACGACGAUGCGACGACGGGCACAUGGGCUGCACAUGAUGACGGUCGCAAUGCCAAUGCAGAAUCACCGGCAAGGGCUCGCAGAUGA